Molecule: messenger RNA, 2312 nt
Organism: Rhopilema esculentum
Lineage: Eukaryota; Metazoa; Cnidaria; Scyphozoa; Rhizostomeae; Rhizostomatidae
Product: transcription factor Jun
Biological process (GO): regulation of cell population proliferation; regulation of cell cycle; regulation of transcription by RNA polymerase II
Cellular component (GO): transcription regulator complex
Molecular function (GO): transcription factor binding; RNA polymerase II cis-regulatory region sequence-specific DNA binding; DNA-binding transcription factor activity, RNA polymerase II-specific
Source: RefSeq, a predicted model, not a curated record
UCAUCAGUCAGCUAUUCGAGGGACCAUUAAACGAAAUUAUGUCAGAGAUCACGUUUUAUGAGGACAGCAUAUACACGGAGAGCAUGUCAGAGAAAGAGGCCUAUGAUCGUUCAAAGCUUAAACUUGAUUUUGGGAGUGCAAGUGCAAUAUCUGCCAGCAAAAGGAACUCUAUCCUCGAGACCCCGACUAGUGGGGCUUUGCUGCAGUCUCCAGAUCUCAUGUUGCUUAAACUUGGAUCACCAGAACUUGAGAAUUUGAUCAUGCAAAAUAAUGGACUUAUUACAACUACACCAACGCCAACAGAUUCAAGUAUAUCAGAUCAGAGUACAGUCGAAGAACGAGAACAGUUUGCCGCUGGAUUUGUCAGAGCUUUACAGAAACUUCAACAAAAUGGCGAGGGCAUGCCGAUGACUUUGAGUGAGGCCACCUCAUAUGCAGCAUCUCAUGCCAGUUCCAGUCAUGCCCAAUAUAAUUCACAAGGCUACUCUUCACAAGAUGUAAAUGCUAACACGGUUUCAGUGAAGAAGGAGAGAAUCGAAGCACAAGUAAUUAAAUCGCAAACACAGGGUAGGCCUAGCUCGGGUGUUUAUCCGCCACCAAGUUGGGUAAAAUCGGAUGCAAGUGGCGUACGUGGAGGGCAAACUUCAGUUGCUAGAAGUCAAGGAAGGCAGCAGGUUGCAAAUAGGCCAGCAUGUGUGCAAAGUGACCAGAAUCAACAGCGAUUGAGUUACGGGAUCACCACACAACCGACCAUAGUUCGUUAUCCACAGAAUUCAAGUUCUGGCCUAACUUCAAGGAACAUUUCUUCUACUGCUUCAGUUUACUCAUUGCAGCCGUCAAGCCUUGAAAGAUCUUACCCUCAAAGUGGAACAACCAGUCAACAAAGUGUUAAUUUAACUAGGAAUGUCGCAUCAAAUUCUCCAUAUCCGGUGAUAAGUUCUAUUCGCUCGGCAUCGUCGUCACCAAAGCCCCCAGCUUACAAAUUGGAGGACGAAGCCCAGAUUGUACCUUCAAACACUCCACCACUCCAGUCCGCCCCAAUUGACUUGAAAAUGCAGGAAAUUAUUAAACAUGAGAGGAAAAAGUUGAGGAAUCGUCUUGCUGCUCAGAGAUGCAGAAAAAGAAAAAUUGAACGGGAAGAAGAGUUGAAGGACAAAGUAAAGGAUUUGAAAAUGACGUACACCGAACUGACAACAACACGCUCUGAACUCAGAAAGCAAGCGAUUGAACUUAAACAAAAAGUUAUGAAUCACGUGAAAAUGGGAUGUCAAGUCUUCCUUCCAAAUUCAUCUGGAAUCGUUACAGAAGGACUAUCGCUAUCAUCGUUAACUGAACUGUAGUUUAAUCAGUUUGUGGUAUCGCAACCCAGUGAAGCCAUUUUCAUGGGUUUUCUUCAGCCAUAGUAAGGCCACUGUUCUAGUGGCGUUGGCUGUAUUGCAGACAUGGCUGUCAAAUCUAUUACCCGUGAGAUUGUUAUUGUUAGGGUAACUUCCCUCGAGGUAAUUGCUUAGGAAAUUGUCAUAGUACCCGUUAAUUUAGGUCAAGACUAAAUAAAUAGGCUCAGGAUUGUUAUUUGAUAGUUAUGAAUGCUUUCACGCCAAGUCAAACAAUUGCAUCAAAUCUUUUGUGAAGCAUUCGAAUUUCACACAUUCUUUUCUCUCAAGUUAGAAUCAGGUGUAAUUUGACAAUAAAAGGCUUUGUUUAGUUUAAUAGCAAUGUUAGAGUGAUGCACAAGUUUCAGAAGACAGACUUUUCCGCAUCCUUAGAAUGUCUGCCAAAUUUCCGGUGUCAUUUCCCUUUAAUCUAACAUCAUCAUACCAGCAUUUAUUUUUGUUGUGAGUUUCCCUAAACUGGAAAUCUUUACGUACUGAAGUACCAUUUUCUUAUUUAUUUGAGGACUGUUUCGAAAUACAAUUUAUGUAAUUUUAUAAGUUUGUUGUUUUGUGUGAAAUUCAAAACCAGAAUUCACUUAUAAUUUAGAAACCAAUAGUUCAAGCUGGUUCUUGGAGAGCGACCACCAAGACUAGAUUUAAUAGAAAAAGGUUUAUGUUUUGGCAGGGAAAUUCAAUGAGAUAGAUUUAUAAUGAUAUUAUAUUGUGACAAGAUUUUCUGCGAAAAUUGUUUGUUUUAUCUUGCCUAGAAUAGUUUGUAAAGAUUUUGUACAUUCGUAUUGUAGAGAUGGUAGAAAUUGAGAAGUAUUGUAAGUUUAACUUAGUUGAUGAUAAAUGCAUGCAUAUUUAUUUACUUGUCAGAAAAAAGACAGUGUGAUAUUUUUAGAGGUUCAGAUUAAUCAUUUGCUGCUAAAGACAAAA